Messenger RNA from Auanema sp. JU1783, 1902 nucleotides. NCBI's taxonomy places the organism in Eukaryota, Metazoa, Nematoda, Chromadorea, Rhabditida, Rhabditidae. The record is from the annotation of a GenBank genome assembly.
AUGAUGGACACGUCAUCGACCGUCAAUACGCCCACUUCUGGAGCACGUCCGACGGACGAUGAAGCACUCCGAAAAUUCAAAUGUGAGGAAUGUGGCAAAGCUUUCAAGUUCAAACAUCAUCUGAAGGAACACAUCCGAAUACAUUCAGGAGAGAAACCAUUUGAGUGUCCUUCAUGUCACAAGCGGUUCUCCCAUUCUGGUUCCUAUAGUUCCCAUAUGAGUAGUAAGAAAUGUGUACAGCAGUCAUCUUCGAACAUGCUGCCACAGAUGAAUGCCUACCAGAUGAUGUUCUACCGCAAUCUAUUAAUGCAGUUACAGUCAGCCUCUAUUCCUGCAAGCCCUACUCCCACCGUUCCAUCAUUGGAUGCUAAUGCUUAUUUAACACUUCUCCAUAGUAAUAUGCUACAAGGGUUGUGUGACAUCCAGCGAACACCUUCUCCUACAUCUUCUCCAGCUUCUCUUUUAUCCAAUCAAAUGACGUUAAGCGUCAAGUCUUCCGAAGCCAGUCCAUCAGCUAACUCGUGCAUCACAGAGCCUGAAAAGCCUAAAACACCACAAAUUAAGGAAGAACUGAUUGAGGAUAAACUUGACACAACCACCACAACUUCUUCGUCAGCAACAAGUCCAUCACCAGCUAUGAAUGUUAACGAGUCUGAAUCUGAUUCCAAUAAAGAAGAUGGAUGGAGACCACUUCGUUCAAGAAGUUUCUUAACUGAUUCUCAGGUAGCCAUUCUCCAUACACAUUUCAAACGUAAUCCAUUCCCAUCCAAAUACGAGCUGUCUGCUGUAGCUGAGCAGAUCGGGGUCAACAAGCGAGUUGUGCAGGUUUGGUUCCAAAACACUCGUGCAAAAGAAAGACGUAGCAAUCGUCUGCCAAUUCCUAGUCGUUGGAUAAAUUCAGCUUCUGGUGUUACCUCAUCUGCCACUACGCCACCAAUUCUCUCUCCAAGCUUAACUAUGCCAUCUCCUAACAGCUUAAGUUCAGCUUUAACAGCUCCAACAGCUGCACAGAUCAUGGCCGUAUGGGCACAGCAAUGCGCAGCCGUUGCUUCACAGGAUGAAAUCAAAGAAGAUUCUCCCGAAAAAAGCGAAAGCCCUUCGUUAGAGCUUACUAAGGAGGAAACUGAGCCUGAAUGGAUUCCCGAGAACUUAUUAGGAUUCAUGGAUCGAAGCACAACUUCACUUCAACAACUCUUAGCUCAAGUAUCAGAAGCAGCCUCAGCUGCUGCUCCGACAACACCAACAGCUUCGGAAUCGAAAAACGAUUCGUCGGUCAGCUCUUCCAUUUGGCCAUCUGCGAAUGUAUUUCUGAACCAAUACAACAUUUUACAAAUGAAUGGAUUAUCGGACUUAGAGAAAGUUUUAACGCAAACACAAAAUACCAAGAGUGAAGAUGGAGAUGAAACAACUAGCUUAGCUUCAAAUGAUUCUAAACGUAAUAAUUGGAAAGCGCACAAAGUCGAAGAAGAAGGUCUUUAUGCUUGCGAUCAAUGCGAUAAAAUGUUUGGAAAACAAAGUUCUCUAGCCAGACAUAAGUAUGAACAUUCAGGUCAAAGACCAUAUAAAUGCGAUGUAUGUGACAAAGCUUUUAAGCACAAACAUCAUUUGACUGAACAUAAACGUCUUCAUUCAGGAGAAAAGCCAUUCCAGUGUGAUAAAUGCUUAAAACGCUUCAGCCACUCAGGAAGUUAUAGUCAACAUAUGAAUCAUCGCUAUUCAUAUUGUAAACCAUAUAGAGAGGGAACUAUCGCUUCUCCUGAUUCUUUAGAAUCACAAGCACCUUCUUCAGAUGGAAAUAGCUCGCCAUGUCCAUUACCUAUUUCUGUACCAUUAAUGUCUAAUUUUUCUUUAAACCUCCAUUCACCAAGCUCAGCCAGUUUAGUCAGUCCAUCCCCAGUUUAG